This is a messenger RNA of Daucus carota subsp. sativus, 1017 nucleotides long. Its product is annotated as peptide methionine sulfoxide reductase. NCBI's taxonomy places the organism in Eukaryota, Viridiplantae, Streptophyta, Magnoliopsida, Apiales, Apiaceae. Gene Ontology annotation, molecular function: peptide-methionine (S)-S-oxide reductase activity. The record is from RefSeq and is a predicted model, not a curated record. The coding region runs from base 193 to 783 and encodes 196 amino acids. The transcript is spliced from 2 exons.
CAAGUUUUGAAGGGAAAAAAGAAUAUAUGACCAAGUUUCCGGUCGGAUACGCGUCUACGUUCUAUUACGAACCUGUCCAUAAUGAUCGUCAGCUUCAAAUAUCCCGAUCCUCAUAUUAAUUUCUCUCUAUAAAUUCAUUUCAUUACCAUAGGAGAAGAGUCAACGCACAAACGACGACUCCUAUACCGAGCAAUGGCUAGCAAUGAAGCGGAGAUUAACAAGUCAACCAACCCAGCUCUGGAUCCGGACAACCCGAACCCGGAGAGACCGGGUCUGGAGUUCGCCCAGUUCGGAGCCGGGUGCUUCUGGGGAGUAGAGCUGGCGUUCCAGAGGGUCCCAGGUGUGGUGAAAACAGAGGUGGGUUAUUCUCAGGGCCAUGUUGACAACCCGGAUUAUGUACUGGUUUGUACUGGAACUACUGAACAUGUGGAAGUGGUUCGGAUCCAGUUCGACCCGGCUGUUUGUGACUACUCGACUCUUCUCUCUCUUUUCUGGGCUAGGCAUGAUCCUACGUCUCUCAAUCGCCAAGGCGGUGAUGUUGGCGAGCAGUAUCGUUCCGGGAUAUAUUACUACACUGAGGAGCAAGCUAGUUUGGCACGGGAGUCACUUCAAGUGAAGGAAACAGCAUUGGAUGGUAAGAAGAUUGUUACGGAGAUUCUUCCUGCCAAGAGAUUUUACAGGGCUGAGGAGUACCACCAGCAGUAUUUGGAGAAGGGUGGAGGCCAAGGCUCGAAACAGUCUGCUGCAAAAAGCUGCAAUGAUCCUAUCAGAUGUUAUGGUUGAAAGUUUGAGUAUUUGUAUUAUGCACCACCCACAUAAUAAUAUUUGCUUGCAAUAUUUGCAUUUUCAUUUUAUGCUGAAUAAACCUUACAUUGUUCGAGGUGUGUGCUGUUUGGACAUAUCAGUCUGAUUAAUGAAAACCUUUGGAAUCCAGUAUACAUGCUUACUUGAUCAGUAGUAUUUCAUGUGCUUGUCGAAUUUCAUUAUUUGUGUGUAUGCAAUCUGAAAGAGUUUCAU